This is a messenger RNA of Aphanomyces astaci, 469 nucleotides long. RefSeq lists its product as hypothetical. Lineage: Eukaryota; Oomycota; Saprolegniomycetes; Saprolegniales; Verrucalvaceae. The record is from RefSeq and is a predicted model, not a curated record. Bases 17 to 328 code for a protein of 103 amino acids. The transcript has a single exon.
UUCCAACUUGCAAAACAUGUCGAGCGUCCUGAACUGCAUCGUCACGCCGCGGUCGAGCAACUUCCGCUGCGAGGUGGCGUCGAGGACGUUUGAAGAAGGCGUGUCCACUCUCACAGUACGAGAUCAACAAGGCCAAGCUAUUCACAACGCCAGAAACCUCAUCCGAAGCGCGCAUGAGCGACAGACGGCGGAAGUGCUGGCGCGGCUGACCGCACGGCGCGCCUGCCUCCUUCGCGACCUUGAUCGCACGGACGCCCAAAUAGCCACCAAAGUCAACAAGAUCGAUGCCAUUGACCAAGAGUUAUUAGCGCUGCCGAAGAUCCUGUAGUAUUUAGCACUCAUACAUGUACCCAACGUGAUCGCGGUGUAAACCUUCAAAGCCUUCAAAGCAAUGCCAACCUUUAGGCUACGGAAUACGAAGAAUUCAAUUAUUGUAGCUACCGAUGUAUAUCCAUCCACCUUCUACUCG